CUGCUCUGACACUCGCCUCGCUAUACAACAAGCUGUCAACCUAAGCUACACUGCAUUGUGUUGAAACUGAGGAGCUUUUGUCUCUAGAUGUGAAACAAUUGAAUGAUUCUUAUUGAUUCAUACACGUUGCAUUUAUGCAUUGUUUGUGAAGUGAACAGUAUUAAAACUCUGCUGAAUACAAAAUGCCUGUGAUGAAUGGAUCAGAUACUCAUCCCUACCUGGGCGGUAUGAGACGAAGCAACAGCCAGAUCGCCUUCCACACACAGGGCAGGAAAGAUGCCCAGCGAGCCGUCUGGCAAGAGGUGGACAAACUUGUCGAGAUCGCCCCAGCAUCUCAGAAAGAGGCCUUUGCGAAGGAGUUCUCAGGAUUUAAAGAUCUGUUCUGGCGUUUUCUUGAGGAGACUGGGCCAUCCGUUCGCUGGGAGGAUAUACAACCAUUAUCCAAGGAUGCUGUUAUCCCAUACUCUUCACUGGACGAGUAUAGUCAGGAGGCUACCAGGGAACUACUAGAUAAACUUGUAGUGGUUAAGCUGAAUGGGGGUCUGGGUACCAGUAUGGGCUGCACCGGGCCAAAGAGCGUCAUCAGUGUCCGCAACGAUGUCACCUUUCUGGAUCUUGCUGUGCAGCAAAUUGAGCAUUUGAAUAAAACAUACGGCAGCGACGUUCCCCUAGUACUGAUGAACUCCUUCAAUACAGACGAAGACACUAAGACCGUGCUCAGACGAUAUACUUCAUGUCAAGUUAACAUCCAUACAUUCAUGCAGCAGAGAUUUCCUCGCAUUAAUAAAGAAACACUGCUACCGACUGCCAAGAGCUGUGACAUGACUGGACCCAAUAUGGAGCAUUGGUACCCUCCAGGCCACGGUGAUGUGUACCAGUCGUUCUAUAACUCUGGGCUGCUAGAUGCCUUUGUCAGGCAAGGCAAAGAGUUCAUGUUCAUCUCCAACAUUGAUAACCUGGGUGCUACAGUUGAUCUGAAAAUUAUCAACCUGCUAAUGCAGCAGAAGAAUAGAGAAUUUGUGAUGGAAGUAACAGACAAGACGAGAGCAGAUAUAAAGGGUGGUACUUUAAUUCAGUAUGAGAACAAGCUAAGGUUACUGGAGAUUGCUCAGGUGCCAAAAGAACAUGUCGACGAGUUCAAGUCUGUUUCCAAAUUCAAGAUCUUUAACACGAAUAACCUGUGGAUUAAAUUGUCGUCGAUCAAGAGACUGGUAGAAGAGAGGUUACUGAACAUGGAAGUCAUUGUCAACAACAAGACUCUUGAUAGUGGUUUGAAUGUUAUACAACUGGAGACGGCUGUCGGUGCAGCUAUGAAGUUCUUUGAUGGGGCCCUGGGCAUCAACGUGCCAAGGAGACGUUUCCUUCCCGUCAAGAGGUCGUCAGAUCUUCUACUGGUCAUGUCAAACCUGUACUCUCUGAAAGCAGGCAGUCUAAUCAUGAGCCCCAUGCGGCAGUUUGUUAGCACACCCAUCAUCAAGCUAGGAACGCACUUUGACAAGGUGCGUAAUUUCUUGAGGCGAUUUGACGGCAUCCCUGAUAUUCUAGAACUGGAUCACCUGACUGUAUCUGGUGACGUCACAUUCGGCAAGGGAAUUACCCUUAAGGGAACGGUUAUCAUCAUCGCUAAUCACGGUGAUAGGAUAGACAUACCUCCAGGCGCCAUAUUAGAAAACAAAAUUGUGUCUGGCAACCUGCGGAUACUGGACCACUAGAUGUGCAGUCGUUCUGUGUCAUUAAAUUGUCAUCUAAGUGCAGGCCUGAUGCUUCAGUCUUGAAAUGGACAGGGCACCAGGGCGUUUUCUCUUUUGUAAAGGGCACCUCUAUGAGGAAAUUGUAAAUUUGUAUUAGAAUGUUUCAAGGGGCACCAAGGCAAUGACCAGGGGGCAAUGGAGGUAAUUGCUUCCGUUGCCCCCCUGAAGCAGCCUGGCCUGCAUGUGCUAAUAAAAGCAACCCAUCUAAUGUCGUUGGCUGCUGCAUGUAAUUUCAUUCUGCCCUUGAAUUACGAUAAGCUAUCACAGGUCGUCUUCUGUCAUAAAUUGCCGUCAUGAUAAAUGCUGUUUAACGUCUGAUGUGGUAUGAAAUAUAAUUUUGUCACCAACUGUCGCCAACUGUCACUUUGUGAGCUGCAGCAGAGUCAGCUGUCAGUGUCAUUUGCCAUUGAAUUGUACCUUCUGAAAGUGCUUAUUGGGUCGGCAUCUGUAUUAUUUGCAAACAGUUGUCUUCAUCUUUUGUUUAAUGAACCAUGGCAGUCAUGAAAAUAAUCCACUUGUUGUGUGCCAUAAUGGUGAAAUCCUUAAAAUUAUAAUUUGCUGGAAAAUUUCAUUUCUGAAAAGUGUCAGAAUCUUGUGUUGUUUUAUUGUUAUGUUUUAUUCAUUUAAAAAAUAGAAUCCAGCUUGGGGUUGGGGGAUAGUGAUGUGUUUGUUUUUACCUGAAGAAAUUUUUGCAAUAGAAUGUUAUUGCCAAAAGUGAGUUAUUAUGUAUGGGUGCCUAACUUUAAUGUUUUAUAAGACUUGAAAGUGAAUAAAGUCCCAAGUCUGUACUAAGAAAAUUUGAGCCAUUAAGGAAAGUUUUUUUUCAGGCAGCCGUUUACAGAAUCAUGCUUGAAGUAAUUGGUUUUUUAUUAUAUUAUAUCACUUCAAAAGGGAAGGUACAUAAAUUUUGGAACCGCAUAUAUUUUAGUUUUUUUAAUUGUGUUAAACUUGUCAGUUGGACAAUACUAACUCUAUUUCUCAGGGGGAUUGCAACAAUUUGUGAAUCAUUGAGACACAAUUGUCAUUUAUGUACUGGGCCCAAUUUCAUAACGCUGCUUAGCGGGCGAUUAUGUGCUUACUGUGCGAUUUUUUUUUUUAUAGCGCUGCUAACCGUAAGCACACGAAAAUGCAUGCUAACCUUCCGGUGCUUACGACGCGAAAAUAAAUGACGACACAAUGCAAAUCAUUCGUAAUCGUGUAAUAUGGCCAUCCAAUUUUUCUGCUAACCCGUGACAUAUGCUUGCACCUUAGCACAUUUUUCUGCUACAGUAAGCACGAAAAUUUGCUUACUGUUAAGCAACACUAUGAAAUUGGGCCCUGGAGUCAGUUGAAAACAUAAUGUAUAUAUGGCAGUUUUUGUUGUUUAAUCAUCAAAGAAGAAUUUCAAUACUCCACUCUGAAAAACUACAAUCAACCAGACAACAUUAACAAACACUUUUUAGGGUAAUUGAUGAUGCGCCAACUGUUUACCAGUUGUGCGUUUGAAUAUUGUUUAUUAUUUUGUUUGUUGUUUGUUAAGAUGAUCUUCCUGUUAAGGGGACUCUGCAAUCUCCCACAAGGGGAGAUAAACAGUCAAUUUCUUUCUCUCGUAAAAUCAGCAGAUAGCUUGUUGGAUUCGAACCUACAACCUCGUGAUUACAAGUCCUACGCUCUUAAACUUUUGACCAUGGAGACAAAGUUUGAAAUGUACGUCAGACAAAACAUCAGCUGUGUGAUUUCACUACACAAACCACAAAAGCUCACUCGAAUGGAAUAAAUGAAAAGAACAAAUUGUUGACGUGUUGCAGAAGGAAUGUGUGUGAGCAACCAAAAAGUGUGAUUUGGUUUAUACUUUAUAAUGAUGUUAAAAGAUAAAUUGGUACCAAAGGUUAGACAUAAGAAAUAUUUUUAUCAUUUUCAAAAUGACAUUUGUACAACUUAAGAGAGUUUGGUUUGUGAGUGAAGUUAGCCGAAAUAGUUGAAAAUAAUGAGAUAGAAUAUGUUUUUGGCAGGCUUUGAAAGUAAUAGAUAAAUGCUGCAAGUGUUGGUAGGAGUUUGAUUGGUUAUUUUUAACUGUAGCCCCUCUCAGCAUUGGGGUAUAAAUGUACAUGUACAAGUAAGCAAUUAAAUAUUUCUUAAAGGGGAAGUACACACCAUGUUACCUCUGUUUAUAAUUGUUUACAAAAAGAGCAACCUCAUACUGAUAAUUGUUUUUGGGGUUUUUUUGUGUGUGUUUUUUUUUUAUUUUUUUUUUUUUGGGGGGGGUUUAGGAGUAUAAUUAUUGUGAUUGUCGAGUUUUCUAAAUGAUACAAAAAAAAAAACUGACAAUUUAAUCAAAUGAGGCGAUGUAUGUUUUCAAGAAAAUGGCAGAGGUGUAAGAAGGGGAGGGGGGAUUUUUCAGACACUACUUAACCUAACUUAAUUUGACUCAGUGGUUU
Molecule: messenger RNA, 4168 nt
Organism: Asterias rubens (European starfish)
Lineage: Eukaryota; Metazoa; Echinodermata; Asteroidea; Forcipulatida; Asteriidae
Product: UTP--glucose-1-phosphate uridylyltransferase-like
Exons: 15
Coding region: 183-1712 (509 amino acids)
Biological process (GO): UDP-alpha-D-glucose metabolic process; glycogen metabolic process
Cellular component (GO): cytoplasm
Molecular function (GO): UTP:glucose-1-phosphate uridylyltransferase activity
Source: RefSeq, a predicted model, not a curated record